Molecule: messenger RNA, 1855 nt
Organism: Phalacrocorax carbo (great cormorant)
Lineage: Eukaryota; Metazoa; Chordata; Aves; Suliformes; Phalacrocoracidae
Source: RefSeq, a predicted model, not a curated record
CCGCACCGCCCGCCGCUCCCGGCCCCAGCCAGCCCGGCGCGGGCGCCCCGCCGCCGGCUCCGCUCCCGCUCCCGGCCCCGGCCCCGGCCCCGCUCCCCCGAGCGCCAUGGACACAUAGCCGCGGAGCCACGCAGGAAGAUGCGCAGUUCCAUCCCAGGCCUGGGCAGGGUGAUGGUGUUCCUUGCGGCAGCCUUGGCAUCAGCCUCCCUCACGGUCCCUGAGGGCUGGGGAGAGGAAGGUGUUCAGUAUGGACAGGUGGGGACAGAGGUCACCCUUUCAUGCACCGGUACCCAUGCCAGCUCUCCAGUGCAAUGGAGGCGGGCGGGUGCUGCGGCACUGCCAGAGGGCUCGGCCAUCAGGCAGGGAGCCCUGGUGCUGCCGCACGCCAGCUUGGCCACCGCAGGAACCUACAGCUGCCACAGCGAGGACGGUGACCUCCUGCAUGCAGUGUCCCUGCGGCUGGGGUACCUGCCGGGAGUCCCCUUUGUGUCCUGCAGAGCAUCCGACUAUGAGAAUUUUUCCUGCUCCUGGACCUCCAGUGUGGAGACCUUCCUCCCCACCAGAUACAUCACGACCUACAGGAAGAAGUCGCUGACAGGCGAAGAGAAGCGGAGGAACAAGAAUGGGCAUGUGGGGCCGUGCCUGCAGGAUCCAUCCCGUCCUGGCACUUGCACAGUUCAUGGGUCAGAGUUCUGGAGUUCCUACCGCCUGAACAUCACUGAGGUGAACCCACUAGGCUCCAGCUUCCGCCUCCUCGACGUCACCAUGCAGGCCAUCAUUAAGCCGGACCCUCCAGAGGGCUUGGUGGUGGAGCCCAUCCCCCUGGCACCACGGCGGCUCCAUGUGAGCUGGAAGUACCCCUCCUCCUGGCCCAAGGAGCCCCACUUCCAGCUCAGGUUUCGACUCCAGUACCGGCCCAUCAUCCACCGCUCCUGGUCUGUGGUGGAGACAGUGAACCUCUCUGAGGUGAUCACAGAUGCCUUUGCUGGGCUGGAGCAUGUCGUCCAAGUCAGUGCCAAGGAUUUCCUGGAUGCGGGGAACUGGAGCGAGUGGAGUGCCGAGGCCCGGGCGACACCAGUCAGAGACCCAGCCACCACGGUGAGUGAAGAAACCACUACAGAUGCCAGCCUUGAGAGCGUGGCUGAGGAGCCCUCCCAGGCUCCCAACCCUGAGCCCAUCAACCGCAGCGAUCCCCUGGAGAAGAUGGCCAUCCUGGUGUCCCUUGGGAUCUUUGCCUUCUUCGUACUGGCUGCUGUUCUCGUCAUCACCAUCCUCAUCUGGUUCCGGGUGAGGAAACACAGCAAGGACGAGACCAAACCCCACAACUUCUUGGUUGCUGCCACCCACUUGAAGACGCUGCCGACAGAGGCUCAGAUCCUGUAGUGAGCCCUGGCCGACCCCUGCUCCUGCUUGCCCACGCGUGGGACUUGAUGCCACCUGGGUCACCCCAUGGCCGUGGACAUUGCCGGAACCCCCACACCCUGGGGGUGCAGGAUGGACCUUAAGGAGAGAAGCUCUGCUCCCAGAAGCUUAGGGCUGCCCAUGCCCACCAGGAGCCACUGGAGGCACCUUGGACUCAGGGCAACGGGCAGCCCCGCUGCUGGGCGCUGCUGAACAUAUGGGGAUGAAACACUGAGCCAGUCCCACUUCACUGCCUAGUGUCGAGGGGGACCAUGGGUGCAGGCUCCCAGGGGUGUCGGGCAUCAGUGAGCAGGGGGUGCUGAGCCCUGCCCGUCAUCCCAACACCAGCCACCAGCAGGCAGAAGGGACAACCCCCCGUCCCUCUGCCCCUCACCCCCGUGCUGUGGCUGAACGGAGCAGUGACACCAAUAAAGGGGAUAGUAUUGGCACUGCC